Arachis duranensis is the source of this 2561-nucleotide messenger RNA. RefSeq names its product PX domain-containing protein EREX. The coding region runs from base 97 to 2313 and encodes 738 amino acids. The record is from RefSeq and is a predicted model, not a curated record. Lineage: Eukaryota; Viridiplantae; Streptophyta; Magnoliopsida; Fabales; Fabaceae. The transcript has 10 exons. Gene Ontology annotation, biological process: protein transport. Gene Ontology annotation, molecular function: phosphatidylinositol binding.
CUUGAAAAAUAUCGAUAAAAGCAGGGAUUGUGGUGAAGUUGGAAGUUGCAGAGCUGAGUGAGACAGAAACAGUUAAACAGAAACGGAAGAGAGACGAUGCAUCCGUACGUACACGACUUCUCUGUAUUGGACCUCAAUUUCAGCUGCGCUUACGCUGACACCGUCAUCAACCCCUUCGCUUAUCGUCGAUCGCUGCUAAACGACGAUUACUUUCUUCCCCAAAACGACGCCGCUUCGCUCUCUCCCAAGCAUCGCCACGAUGGAACCUCCCCUCUCCCUCUCGGCAUGGAUUGGAGCCCUCCCCCUCGCAAAUGGGAUGGCCGCAACUCAGUUUGGCCUCAUGAUCCUCACACGGGUUGGAGUUUCUGUGUCACUGUUCCUUCCUGGGUUACUGUUCCCCAAUCCGGUGGUUCUGAACCUGUUGUGUUUUACAGGGUUCUAGUUGGUAUACAAUCCCCGGAGGGAGUCACUAGUACGCGAGUGAUAUUGCGCAGAUUUAGUGAUUUUUUGAAGCUUUUUUCUGAUCUGAAGAAGGAAUUUCCUAUGAAAAACUUGCCUCCUGCUCCAUCGAGAAAGGUUUUGAGAAUUAAAAGCCAUGCACUUUUGGAAGAGCGAAGGUGCUUAUUAGCAGAUUGGAUGGAAAAACUGUUAUCAGACAUUGAUGUAUCAAGAAGUGUCCCAGCAGCAAUGUUUCUUGAGCUAGAAGCUGCUGCUAGAUCUGCAUUCCAUGAUGUGAAUCAGCAUAUAUCAGAGAAAACAUCUGCUAGUGGUGCUACACCAUCAAUUAUGUUCCGUGAUAGUUCACAUGGUUCUGUAAAUGCUGAUAAUUCAUUCAUUACAUCCGAGUCUGGUAACGAUACCUCUUAUGAGGUUUCUGAGCUGGGAUCACCGCGGCAUGGAAAAGAUAAAUGCUCUGGUCGUAGCAUGGAGAAUUCAACAUUGGAACAUAAUUUGAUUAAUUCGACUCAAACUCAUGAUCGUGCUGCAUCCAACAAAGGUUUUACUAAGGAGGAUAGUAGUGCGGACAAGGUCACUGCAAAUACUACUGAUGCUAUAGCUCUUCGCCUGGAUGGAACUGAGUUUCAACCUGGAACACAGAAGUCUAAGUUGAAUGUUCAUGUCAAGAGACUAUCAACGGAGAGCAUUGACAGUGAUUUUAGUUCUGUACAGAAUAGCGAGACAUCAAAUUCAGCUGCGAACAGUUUGCUUCAGGAUGUUUCUCAUCAUCAUGAGAGCUGUGAACCAUCCAGAAACUCUUUGGUGACUUUACCACUGUAUGAGCGACACAAGUUGAACAGAGUACUUACUACUCAGCAGCAAAGACUGGUCACAGCGAAAACGGAUGUCGAGGAUCUUCUAGCAAGGUUGAACCAAGAAAUGGCUGCAAGACAGUAUCUCAUGACCAAGGUCAAAGAUUUAGAAGUUGAACUUGAAACAACUCGAUUGAACUGCAGAGAAAACAUGCAGCAGGCUGUUUUGACUGAAAAGGAAAGAUUUACGCAGAUGCAGUGGGAUAUGGAGGAACUCCGGAGAAAGUGCCUGGAGUUGGAAAUGAAAUUGAAGUCUGAAGAGGAUGAAAGGGUGCUAGCAGAAUCAACAAAAGAAUCUGUUAUCCAGGAGAAGCAACUAUUGCAGCAAGAGCUAGAUGCAGCUAGAGAACAACUUGAGCAGUUGCAGAAAUAUCAUGACGAAUUUGAGACAAAAUCAAAGACAGAUUCAAAGUUGCUAGUAAAGGAGGUCAAGUCACUGAGAAGCUCUCAGUUAGAACUGAAACAGCAGUUAAGUGACUUGAUGAAGGAAAAGAUAGAUGUGGAGAGAAUUCUCCAGAAGGAAAGACAAAGAAUGGAACUUUUACAUAAUGCUAAUUCAAAGUUGCUGCAUGAGUGUGGAAUCCUUCAAAGGAGGCUUAAGGAGUGCAGUGUAAACUUCCUUGUUGAAGAGGAAGAUAAACUGACUGUUGACGCUUCACCAUCUGAUGCUUUGGAUUUAUUAGCAACAUCUGAUAACCGGAUUGGUCUUCUGCUUGCAGAGGCACAACUAUUAGCACAGGAUGUAGAAAAUGCAGGUGUUGCUCUGGACGAGUCACGUGAUACAGCAAAUUCAGGUGCGACAGGAACAACUCCUCCUCAUGAUGAGUUGAGGAAGAUGCUGGCAGAUGUGUUUGUAGAUAAUGCCAGCUUAAGGAAACAAAUAAAUUCUGUCAUUCGUUGUGCUCUAAAUUCCAAUAUAAAAUCAGGGGAGGGCGAGGAAGGGGAGGAGGAGGAGGAGGUCCAUUUGCAAAAAACCGUUCUAAGCAAGUUCUUGGAAAGAUGACGUGUUUCUACUUUCUAUACUGCAUGUAUACCCAAUGGCAAUGCUCGAGUCUUUUUAUGUUAUAGGCUCUCAUGAUUAUUAGCGUAUUUAGAACGAUGGUGAUGCAGCAGGAUGCUGUUAGAAAAAAACUAGGGUGAAAUAGAAAUUAAAGAUAAAGAUAAAUAUGGAGGACAAAAAUUGUACUUAUUCCUGGAUUAGUUUUAAGGUGUUAGACCAUAAAAACGUUUGUUCAUCUGUUCAUUUGUUCA